CGAAAUUUCUGUCAUCCUCAAACAACUAACACCCUGAAUUUUCACCUCACAAAUUAACCUGAACUCCAUUUUAUCUCUCAUGGAAGAAAAACUCAUCUCUCUCUGGGUUUUCCUUCUACUCCUAAAUCCAGUAAAACCUGAUCUAGCCACAUCCUUGUUGGACGAGUUCAGCGGCGGGUUCAGUGCUGCAGGCAACAACUUGAGCUUAGACGGAAUUGCAGCGGUUGAGAACAGUGGCGUACUUCGGCUGACAGACUACCCCACGACCUUGGCAAUGGGCCACGCGUUUUAUUCACACCCAAUCCAAUUCAAGAACUCCAGCGGCGAAGUCAUGUCCUUCUCCACCUCCUUCGCUUUCGCUAUAAUUCCCCAGCCUGGGAAACAAGGUGGCGAUGGCCUCGCUUUCGCAAUCUCUCCCGUUAAAGGGCUUCCUGGGGGUAGGCGAGGCUCUUAUCUUGGCCUGUUCAACGCCAGCAAUAAUGGGAACUUCUCCAACCACAUAUUGGCGGUCGAAUUCGACACUUACAUGAGCGACCAGUACGGUGAGACCGAUGGCAACCAUGUUGCUGUCGACGUCAAUAGCAUAAGAUCGAUCAAAUCUGUUCCGGCAAUGCAAUUUAAGGGUAAUGAUACGAACGGGGUACCCCUUAAUUUGAGCAGUGGUCAGGUAAUUCAGGCCUGGAUCGAUUAUAAUUCGCCAACAAAUCAGUUAGAUGUCAGGCUUUCGACGGACUCUGCUAAACCCAGUUCUAUACUUUUGUCCUCUGAAGUGAACCUCUCACAAAUUCUUAAUCAAUCCAUGUACAUCGGGUUUUCUGGUGCUACUGGCUUAGCAUCGAGCUCACAUUAUAUCCUGGGUUGGAGCUUCAACAUGAAUGGAGAAGCUAAAUCUCUCAAUUUAGAGCAACUUCCUAAGCUCGAGCUCCCCAGUACUGCCACUGGGACAAAAAAGAACCGAACAGGCCUAAUUGUUGGCGUCUCAGUUUCAGGUGCUUUGGCUGUCAUUUUGGUGAUUGCUUUGGCGUUUUACAUCGUCAGGAGGAAAAAGAAGGCUGAUGCGGUUGAGGACUGGGAGCAUGAUAUUGGUCCGCAUAGAUUUUCUUACAAGGAGCUGAAGAAAGCAACAAGGGGUUUCAAAGAGAAAGAGCUACUUGGAUCUGGUGGGUUCGGUCGAGUUUACAAAGGAACUCUGCCAAACCCAGACACCCAUGUUGCUGUUAAGCGUAUUUCCCAACAUUCAAAACAGGGCUUGCAAGCGUUUAUAGCGGAGGUAUCUACUAUUGGCCGUCUUCGUCAUAGAAGUUUGGUUCAAUUAUUGGGUUGGUGUCGUCGGGAUGCUGAUCUACUGCUUGUGUAUGAAUUCAUGCCUAAUGGAAGCUUGGACAAGCACCUCUUUGAUGAGCCCCAAUCAAUCGUGAGCUGGGAACAAAGGUUCAAGAUCAUCAAAGGAGUGGCUUCAGGGCUUCUAUACUUACACGAGGGGUGGGAAAAAACUGUAGUUCACAGAGACAUCAAGGCCGGAAAUAUUUUGUUGGAUUCCGAGUUCAAUGCAAGGCUGAGCGAUUUUGGUCUUGCUAAGCUAUACGAGCACGGCUCCAACCCAAGCACCACCAGGGUGGUGGGGACGCUGGGGUAUAUGGCACCUGAGCUGACGCGCACAAGCAAGCCGACGACCAGCUCGGAUGUGUACGCCUUUGGCGCUUUGCUGCUGGAAGUGGUUUGCGGUAGAAGACCCAUUAAUCCUACAGCAUCGUCUGAGGAGCUCAUCAUGCUGGUGGACUGGGUUUGGGGGAAGUGGGCGGUAGGAGCAGUACUUGAUGUUGUAGAUCCGAGGAUGGAAGGGAAGUAUGAUGAGCUUGAGGCUCUUUUGGUGCUCAAACUGGGGUUGCUUUGUUCAAACGAUGAAGCCGAGGUACGCCCCACGAUGAGGUUGGUGGUGAGGUACUUGGAGGGCGAGCUGGAGCUGCCGGAGGACGUGGCGAUGCCAAAUAAGAAAAAAGGUGCUGCUGCUGCUGGUCGUCAUACUGUUGAGUUUCAGGAUUAUUCGGAAUCCAUUCCGACUACAUCAUCUGUGUAUGACGUUUAUGGUAGGUAGAAGGCUACUGUACUUUUUUCUUUUUCUCUUAACAGCAGCUAAGCAAGUCCUAUAUAUAUUCGGAUU
This is a messenger RNA of Alnus glutinosa, 2161 nucleotides long. Its product is annotated as L-type lectin-domain containing receptor kinase S.4-like. Gene Ontology annotation, cellular component: plasma membrane. Bases 80 to 2095 code for a protein of 671 amino acids. The record is from RefSeq and is a predicted model, not a curated record. NCBI's taxonomy places the organism in Eukaryota, Viridiplantae, Streptophyta, Magnoliopsida, Fagales, Betulaceae. Gene Ontology annotation, biological process: protein phosphorylation. Gene Ontology annotation, molecular function: protein kinase activity; ATP binding; carbohydrate binding. The transcript has a single exon.